Chara braunii is the source of this 3159-nucleotide messenger RNA. NCBI's taxonomy places the organism in Eukaryota, Viridiplantae, Streptophyta, Charophyceae, Charales, Characeae. The record is from the annotation of a GenBank genome assembly.
GCUCAUCCCCGGCAAGGAGUAUGCUUAAAAAACACACAACUGAUUUCAUUCUACCUUGUUUGGUUGCUUUGACGAUGUUGUGUUGUGAUGAGAGAUUUGGUCACCUCAUCUGGAAUGGCUGCUAUUGCAACAGAACCAAGGAGAAGGAGCUGGGCACCGUGGGAGCAUCUGAACUUGAUUGGCCCCAAGUAUGGAGGAGCAGCAGAUCCAAGGGGACACAUUCAUGCCAUCCGUGAUACUACCAGCAUCAGCUGAAGCUGCUGCCCUCUGGUUUGAUGACGUAAAGUUGGCCAGCAAAUGGAGUUGGAAGGAUGGCCCGAAUGUGGUCCUUGGGAUUGACGGAGGUGCAACGAAAACCAGUUGUGUGGCUGUGGCAAUUCAUCCUUCCGCAUCCGAAAAUGUGUAUGCAUCUGAUUGCGACACAAUGGAUCGAUGGACGUUGGACGCAAGAGGCUUUGAAGAUGGCACACUUAGUCAAAAUUUGUUGGUUCUUGGUCGAGGAACGUCAGGAAGUGCAAAUCAUAAUAGUGUGGGUGUUGCAGUGGCAAGGAGGUCAUUGGAAGAGGCUAUGGCCUCAGCUUUGCAGCAGGCCCAGCUUCCACGGGCAGCGGUAAGAGGCAUUUGUAUGGGCAUAGCAGGAGUAGAACCUUCGGCAGAGAAUGAGAUCAUAAAAAGCUGGGUCAGGUCCAUUUUUCCAGGAUGCAUCCCAGUGUGGGUUUACAACGACGCUAUUGUGGCACUAUCAAGUGGGACAAAUGGGAAACUCUAUGGCUGUGUGUUGAUUGUUGGAACAGGGACCAUUGCUUUUGGUGUCAACCAGAGUGGAGCCAUGGCUCAUGCAUCAGGAUGGGGUCCAGCUCUAGGUGACAAAGGGAGCGGGCAUUCCAUAGGAACGGAUGCAUUAACGGCUGUUGCACGCUCCUUGGAUGGAAGAGGACCACCUACUUCUCUCACUGCUGCAAUUAUGGGACAUCUUAGAGUCUCAACUGCACAAGAGCUCAUCACAUGGGCAUAUGAGGAUUCAUCAUGGGCACGAAUAGCAGCUCUGGUCCCAUUGGUCAAAGCAUCUGCAGAAUCAGGGGAUGCAGAGGCUUUGCGAAUCAUUGAUGAGGCAGCAGCUGAGCUCCUCCUCAGCGUCAGAGUGACAGCAGAGAAACUCAACCUUGCAAGAGGGGGCAGCGGCAAGGAUGCCUUUCAGGCGGGCGCUUAUGACGGGGAGGAUGGUGCCGAGUUGAGCACUGGGGAUGGAGAGAGAAGUCCACAUACAGCAGCCAAAGGACGAACAUUCCCACUAGUGCUGGUAGGUGGUGUGUUGAAGGAAGGCAUCAUUUUGGAGCGCUUUCUCGGAAGACUACAGAAGGAGAUCCCAUCAGCCAAGGCAGUGAAACCUAUUGUGGACCCCGCAGUGGGAGCAGCAAUGCUGGCAAUGACGAACAUUCAAGCAAGUGGCACCAUGCUUAUUGGCCCAGCAUGAGCACUUGGGACACCAGUUUGUCCCAGUCAUGGUAGAGUGUACGACUGUAAACCGGGACAGAAAACCUGGAUAUCAAUCUCACUCAGCGAAUUUCACUUCCUCAAAUCUGUAGUUCGAAUCUGUCAUGUAAAAGUUUCUCGAGUGAUGUUUUCCGUGGCGAAGCGCGUCAGGACACAGUGGCUGUUCCGUUGUUACAUUUCGGCAGUGUUUGCAUUCUACAGGUACGAGGACUCUGCCUACACUCCAGAAGAUUACAGCUUCUGCAAACGCGAGGCCCAUUGUGAGCGUCAAGGACGUGCAGCAUUGUAUGAGGUAGCACUGAGUUUGUCCAUUUUCUGCUAGGACAACUUUGGAGAACAGGAAAGGGAUAACAAAGCCCCUUGUUUUGCCGAUACGGAAGCUCGUGGGUCGCACAGGUCCUCGGUUUUCCCAACACACCUUGAGAAACAGUCUAAAACAGACCUGAAGCCAUUUGUUCUGAUAACCCACUGUCUGCUAAGAAGACGGUGUGUGUGAAGUUGUGAACCUUUGUCUAGUAUGGCAAGCUCAGUCCAAGAUUGCCUGUGCAUCCCGCUGAUGCAGGCCAACCCACCAAACACUUGCAACGUCUUUGCCUUUUUUCCUCCGAAUCAAAAGACCUCAUUAAUAUCAAAUGAGACCAGUGUCCUUACAGUCUGGCCCAUAAACAGCAAGAUACUUGGAACUGUUACCCGUCAACAGUUUACUGUUCUGUCAGGCUUUACAGCCCCUUGACGACCGAACAUCAGUGCACUGGCAAUGGCUUAACAUAAUUGGCCUCUGGGAAUACAUGUGCAGCUCUUCACAGAGUCUUCAGUAUUCAGCGAGUUCCCAGCCCAAAAAUGCUUCUGCUUGAUUUCCGAGAUCGACAGGCUUCUGCUUGAAUUUUCUGAGAUCGACAGCGUCUUGCUUGGUUGAGACAACUGGGACAUGCUUUGAGGCCAUAUUUUGAACCAGUGAGGGGUUGAAAGAAGCGACAAGUGAAAAAGGGACAGACAAGGUAAAUGCCAACAUCGAUGGAGAUGGAACUGCAAAAAAAUGGAGGAGAAGGUGACACACAGACAGACUGCAGCACCUCGACUCUGUCGAUCGACAUGCUGUUCACUAGACGCCCGCUAAGUGAAACUCCAUUUGACGAGAAUCUGCAGGGAAGGUUAGAACCUGAAAUGCGCCUUUCAGGUUGAUCCUGAUAGUGAGUUUUGAAUCGGAACCAGUGGGGCAUUAAGACGUCGGCCUGUGAAGUCGAGGUCGUCGGUUCGGAUCCGUGCUUGCACGGAGGAGGACUUGGGACGCGGAUGUGCGGAAUCACUGCGGAUCCGCUUCGCCGCUAUGUUAUGGCUGUACCGAUAACUUGUACUGCAGUAGCAGGAACUGUAGUUCCAGAUCCUCAAGCCGGGAUUCUUUUGCUUUUUUUAAUUUUUAUUUUAAACUUCCAUCAAGUUGACAAAAGUAGACAUUUCUCAUCGUUUGAAGAGUUUGACAUUUCUCACGUUUUCUUCAAUAUACACGGGAGGUCUACAAUGUGCACAUGAAGGCAACGUGCUGGAGGAUAUGGUUGCAGGCUGGGUCCAUUAUGAGGUGAUGAGAAUGGAAGGGCUAUGGGAAUUGGUUUCAUGAGCGCUUCUGGCCGACGACGUAAUCUGUGACAUAGUGUAUGCUGGAAAAAG